AGUUGUGUGUUGAAAUUCAAGUUGAUAAGUUCGAUUUUUCAUACUCACAAAGUGGAACGAUGACUUCAAGCUAUACUAUGAAUUUGACAUUUGACGACAACCCCGAUGGAAUCUUCUAUCCAGGGCAGACAGUUAAAGGUCAACUUGAAUUCAUCGUAUCAGCGCCUUUAAAACUGAGAGGCUUAAUUUUGACAAUCAGAGGAAGUGCAAUGUGCAAUUACUCGAGCGAUUUGACAGCUGAACAAGAAUUUUUUGUGCAAGAUCGUGAUUUAAUUGGAAGUAAAGGUGCUGAGCCGAAAGAAAUUCAAACGGGAACAUAUGAUUAUGAUUUUGCACAUCGUUUGCCACGAAAUAUUCCAUAUUCGAUUGAAGGGGUUUAUGGCUAUGUAAAAUAUUACGUUAUGGCAACUUUGGAUCUUCCAUGGGACAUGUACGAUAAAACCGUUGAAAAACCAUUUACUGUAAAGCGUUAUGAAGAUUUGAAUUACAUGUCUGGUAUGCGUGAUCCAAGAGAAAUAAUUGUGAAGAAGGACAUCGAUUCUCCAAGUUGGAUUUUUUGGAAAACUGUUAACGGUUAUGUCAUCCUGAAAGGAAGCAUCCCUAAAUGUGGCUAUGCACCCGAAGAAGAAAUCAAAGUUGACGUUGAAAUCAACAAUCAAUCAAAUGUUGACAUUGAAAGUGUUUUAAUCUCACUUCAGAAUGUUGGUUCUUAUGUUUGUCAAACUCCGUGGGCGAAACUGGAAAAAAGCACACAAUUAAAAAUGUGCGAAAUCGUCGCCAAAGGUGUCAAAGCAGGCUACACUUCGAAGAUAAAGGAGAAACUUGCAGUACCAGCAACAACUUUAAUUACUUCCGUAAUGUUUUGCAACGUUUAUCAAAUCAGUUACAACGUUCAAAUCUCAUUGAAGUUUCGUCGGUACAAUAAUAAUCUCACGAUGAAUAUUCCAGUUUACAUCGGUUCCGUUGGAUUGAAACCAGUCGAAGAACUUGAUAAAAAUGUUCGCAUUCCACCAUUAUGGCCACCAGAUUAUAAAGUUCAAGCAAAUGACAAACAAAAUGCUGAAAAGGAAAAUUCAGAAAAUAUUGACGCUUCAUCAGCUAUGACUGAGGAAGCAGCCGAUUGAGCACUCGAAAAAUGAAUAUUUAAUUGCAAAAUUGCACAUUUUUUAUUACAUAUCGAAUUAAAUGUUUUCAUAAAAAAGAUUAAUUAAAAAUUAUACAAUACAUGCGAUGUUAUCUCAUAAUAAUCAAACACGCAAAAAAAUUAAUAAAAAGAAUUAAAUUGGAUUAAAUACCUAAUAAUAAUAAAAACUUAUCACAAUUGAUUAAUAUCACUUUUAGAGCCUUGCGAUGAUCCAUUUUCAUUGCCGGAUGUUUGAAACAAUUUCUUUUCACACAAACGACGAACGUUUUCCUGACGUGAUGCUUCUGCGUGUUUUAGAAUCUUUUUGAUAUCAUCAUAGUUAUUAAGUGAAGCGCUUAACAUGUAAGCAGUUUUCAAUUGAUUAGAAUUAAUGUAACAUUGAAUUUUAAUACUUUUACUUGUAAUGAGUUUGAUGAGUUUAUCAAUUUGAUUCUUUGCAUUAGCUUGAUGUUGAUUGUAAGCAAUUUCCACAGCCAUAGCAACAAGUUCAUCACAAAGAUCUAAUGUUUCAAUAUCAAUGACAUUCUCUUCAUUGGCAGCAUUCGUUUUAAUUGACUCAAUGAACUUUUCCACAUCCAGCAGUCGACUAACGUUUUUAGCAAGAUAUUUUAUGCAUGUUGAGUAAAUUUUUGUUGCGCUUAAUGAACAUUCUUGAAUGACACGAUAUGAUAAACCAAAACCAUUUUCAAUUGAAUGUCCACAGAGUAAAAGGAGAAUCGCCACAUGAUUUCUCUCUUGAAUUAAUCCGAAUAAAGUUUUCAUACCAGGCUUAUCAAGAAAAAUUCUCGGCAUUAAUCCAAUAGUAGGCAAACCAUCAGCUUCACAUCGCGCUAAAUAUUUCGAAACCUCAAUUUGAAGUGAAAUGAUGUUGAUAUGUGCGUUGAUUUUCUUCAAAUCCCAUUUUAAUGCAAUUUCCUUUUUUACUUUCACUCUUCUGAUUGUUUUUCUUGUUCCAGUCAGAUAUCUUCUCAAGUUCAGUUUGUAAAUGAAUUUUUUUACAUCAACCAAGUAACGACAUCUUGAAUGAAGUUCCGUGUAAUUUCCGAACCAUCAAGAUAGAAUUUUAUGCAUGUCAAAGCAGCACGCACAAAAUCUCCAAUCAAUAUUUGCAUCUGAUAAAGGCAAUGAAGUGCUCGCUUUCGUUCAAGAUAUUUGCAAGCUGCAAUGAUGUAAUCCUCCCAAAUCUUAAAACUUCCAUCCAUUUGUUUCACAAGAUCAAUAAAUUCACUAAGUCUUCCGGUUUUUGCUAUUGGUACGAAGACACGAUGAAUGAAAAGUUCUGUUGGAAUUUGUUGUGCAAUCACGUAACGAAGUGUCGAUGAAAUUAAAUUGCUGACCAUUAAAAAUGAAAUAUAUUCAGCAUUUCCACCGUAAUUUGUUAAAUAGUAAACACUUUCUUCAUAAUAAUGACUACUGAGGAUUGGAGAUGAAUUUGACUGCCAUUCAAACUUUCCCAAAGGCUUUUUAGUCGCUGGUCCGUAAUCACCUUCAGAAAUAUUUUUCAAAUUACUCAAAAGAUUUAGAACAUUUGUUGGACUCUCAACUGUGACAUUCGAUGGAACUUCCGAUUUUGGUUGUCGACUUGCAUUUGUUUCAAGUGAUUCGAGAACUUCUUGAAGUAAAGGCGGUGACCUUGUUGAUUGUCUAUAAUUAAACCAAGUUGGAUCGACAGCAUUAUUGUCAUUCAACAAAUUAAUGAACAUUUUAAUGAACAAAUUAUUGAUUUGAGUUGAACUUCCAUUAACUGACUGCAAUGCCAAAGUAAUCUUUUCUCGUGCAAAUCGAUAACGUCCAGCUUUGAUUGCUGAGACACCCCAAGCAGAAAAGACGCCUGACGUUCCAGAUCGAUCCCAUUUCACUGACAAUUCCAAAGCAAUCUUCCAAUUCUCAGCUUUAAUUAAAUCGUUGAUGAUAUUUCGAAUAGUGACGCUGUUUAUAGGUUCCAUUGGUAUUAAAGGAACGAUUGAUUCGCAAUUGUUCUCCGCCAUUUUCAUAACAACAUCAGCACGAUCAAUAAUCAUAUUUGCUUCACCCUAAGCCCCAUGAAUUUUUGCUGCAAAUGCCAAACAUUUCAACAUUUUCGCUACGAGACUCAUGUCAAUUUCUUCGUUCACUUUUCCACCAUGUAUUGGACGAAGAAGAAUCUCAAGUCGAUGACAAUGGAAGAGUAGAAAUUGUGCGAGCUCAUCAUUCGAUGAGUGAAGAUUAAUAAUUGAAAUGCAAAGUCCGACAUUUGGAGAAAAUUCAAAAUUAAAAUCAUCUCGAAUUAAUUGAUCCGCUGAAAUGUCGCCGGUGAGUUUCCAUUCGAUUUUCCCAUCAGCAGAACUUAAAUCGACUUCAAUUCGCUUCUUUUUCUUUUCAAUGUCAAUUUGUUGAUAACACUCAAUGCAAACACGAACUAUUAGCUCAUUGUAAACUUCUGGAAAUUGAAGACGAUUUUGAGAACAAUUUGCACAAACAACUCUUCCACAUCGACGA
This is a messenger RNA of Clunio marinus, 3622 nucleotides long. NCBI's taxonomy places the organism in Eukaryota, Metazoa, Arthropoda, Insecta, Diptera, Chironomidae. The record is from the annotation of a GenBank genome assembly.